This is a messenger RNA of Phlebotomus argentipes, 861 nucleotides long. It is a transcript of the gene Ak3, whose product is annotated as GTP:AMP phosphotransferase AK3, mitochondrial. The record is from RefSeq and is a predicted model, not a curated record. The transcript has 2 exons. Lineage: Eukaryota; Metazoa; Arthropoda; Insecta; Diptera; Psychodidae. The coding region runs from base 177 to 848 and encodes 223 amino acids. Gene Ontology annotation, biological process: nucleobase-containing compound metabolic process. Gene Ontology annotation, molecular function: AMP kinase activity; ATP binding. Gene Ontology annotation, cellular component: mitochondrion; cytoplasm.
AUCCCACUUGUGGGCUUUUCAAUUAAUUUUCAAUUGCAUUUACUUGAUGGAUCUCACUCAAGCCCUUUCCAUUUUCCAACUGAAUCUCCUUCUCUGAUCGCCACUGCACUUUUCUGCUCGGAAUUAACUUUGGACUCUAGUUCAACGGGAGUGUGCCUCAGGCGAGCAGUGCUGAAAUGUCAAAGGUUUUCCGUAUGCUGAUUAUGGGCGCUCCGGCGUCCGGAAAGGGCACCAUUUCGGGGCGGAUCGUGAAGAGGUUCAACUUCCAGCACAUCUCCAGUGGGGAUUUGCUGCGACUGAACAUGGACAAGAAGACUGAACUGGGCGUGAAGGCGGCCAAGUAUGUGAAUGCUGGCCAGCUGGUGCCGGACGACCUGAUAAUCUCCUGCGUGGUGGACAAGCUGAACACCGAGACGGCUUCCCGGGUGCUUCUGGACGGAUUCCCGCGGACACUCCCGCAGGCGGAGAAGCUGGCCACUGUGCUGCCGCUGGAGGCUGUCGUGAAUCUCAAUGUGCCGUACGAGGUGAUCAUCGAGCGCGCCAAGAGUCGCUGGAUCCACCUGCCGAGCGGACGAGUGUACAACAUCGGCUUCAAUGAGCCCAAGGUGCCCUUCAAGGAUGACGUGACGGGAGAGGAUCUGGUGCAGCGACCAGACGACCAUCCGGACGCCGUGAAGAAGCGCCUCGAGAUCUACGACGGCAUCACGAAGCCCGUGCUGGAAUACUACAAGGCGCAGGGCAUUAUUGUGGAGUUCUGGGGGAAGACCAGCGAUGCCAUUUGGCCCAACGUGGAGCAAUUUCUUGCCAAGAGCCUCAAUGAGGCGGAGACACAGCAGAAAGCCAUCUGAAAGGCAUUCGAGA